AUGAAGCGACAAAAAGAUGUACAGUUGGAAUCGAAGCCAAAGAUACAAAAGCGUACUGAUUUUUUAAAUGACCUGGAUGGACUCCUUGUCAGCUCUAAAAAUUUCAAUAAACUUUUUGUACAGAAAACAAGUCAGGAAUGGAUCAAAACUCAAGUUGAAAAGCUUGUACAAAGUCACAUUCAUUUAUUUAGAUUUAUCGAAGUUUUAACAAACUUCGUUGUAUCUGGAAAUCAUCAUCCACAUGUUGUUCAACAAGUGCUUGUUUGGUUAGAUUAUUGUCUACAACACCAUUCAACUUCUAUGCAAACACCAGAAAUUCAGAAGGUUUUAAAGAAUUUGUGUUCAUAUUACUACGAAAUGUAUGGGAUGGGGAAUAUGUUUUUAAAAGCUGCUAACCGUGGUAGUGCUAUGGAAAAUUGGUCAAAUGUUCAAAAGCUUAUUAGUCACUUCCCUCGUAGAUUUUAUUAUCCGGUUCUACCUAAAACAAAGUUUGUAUACAUUGAUGAUGAAAGCAAUCCUACCGGAAAAUCUAAUGCUCCAUUAAAUUUAUAUAGUUCCGAAAACAAUGAAGAAAAUCUUGAUAUCCUGAAUGAUGAAUAUUUGGAUGUAGAUACAAUGUCUUUGAUGAAAGAUGACUCAGAGUAUGAACAGGAAUCGUUGUAUCAAUCAGUUGAAGAAUCUGAUGCCGGUGUAUUUGAUGUCAACGAACCUCUGUCACCUGAUGCAGAACAGUUUCUUAAUAGUAUAAAUGAUGACUGGGAAGAUGAAAUAAUUUCUUCUGAAGCUGAAAGUGAUUCGGACAAAUUUAUUUAUCCUGAAAUAAAAGAUUCUGAGGACGAUUUGUCUGUAUCAAGCGAAAUAUCUUCAACCUCUGUCAAAACAAGUCUGUUUCCGGAUGUUACUGAACAAUUGGGAACCGUUAAUAAUGGUGAGAAAAAUGAGAAAGUUGUUAAACCAAAAACAAGCAAAUCUAACUACUCAGCCUUAAGUCAGUCCCCAAGCAAUCGUCAAAAAAACCGUCGAUCAAGUUCAAGAAUAACUACAUCUCAAAAACAUUGA
Messenger RNA from Schistosoma margrebowiei, 1059 nucleotides. The record is from the annotation of a GenBank genome assembly. NCBI's taxonomy places the organism in Eukaryota, Metazoa, Platyhelminthes, Trematoda, Strigeidida, Schistosomatidae.